This is a messenger RNA of Triticum urartu, 1395 nucleotides long. The record is from RefSeq and is a predicted model, not a curated record. Lineage: Eukaryota; Viridiplantae; Streptophyta; Magnoliopsida; Poales; Poaceae.
CCGAGACAGAAACGCGAGCGCCGUCGCGCCCCCCCACCCCGACCCAAAAUUCCCCUUGAAGCCGCCGCCGCCGCCGCCUCCUCCAUCCCCGGCUGCCUCCCUGACCUGAUCCACCGCGCGGCCGCCAGCCCUAGCUGCCCCGCCCCGCAUACCCCCGCGAUCUACUCUGAACUCCUCUAGGUCUAGGGCAUAGCCUCCUCCGGCGCCGCCUGCCCCUGUUCCGAAUCAAUGGGCCGUCAUCGUCCUGGUCAGGAUGCCCCACCACCACCUCCUCCACCUCCUCCUCGUCUGGCUCCCCUUCCAACGCAUUGCCAGGGUUUCGAGCAGUGGUCGCUUUUCAUUGGAGUCACAGUCGGAUUUUAGCUCAAAUAGAUUCGAAUUACUAUCGCUGGAAGAGGACGAUGAUGAUUUACCGUCUGCUUCUGACUCAUCUGGCGGGCAUGGUGCUGAUAACAAUGAUGAACGAGAUAGUGGUGAAGCUGCUGUUCUCGCUCGUCAACAUAGUUCUAAUGAUGGUAGUGACAAUGAUGUGGAUAUCGGAGAUCCUUUUCUUACCGAUAGAUUUGGAUAUUUGACAAGUUGGAGGUUGAGUGAUUUGGAGGCAGCAGCAGAUAAUUAUCUUGAAGAUGAAGAAAGUGAAACAGAGGUAGAAGAAAAGAAAUAUUCCAAAAAGGAAAUGCUAAAGCGUGAUGCGGACCGUAAGAAACAGUACAUGGAAUAUGCUUUACAGAAAUAUAACAAUGACGAGGAUCUUGCUGGGGAGAUGCGUUUUGUGUUUGAUGAAAGUAAAGAUGAAGUUUUCAUUAUUGAAGGAAACAUGAACUUCUAUGAACACUUCAACUUUACAGCUAAGCAGGCUGGUUCCACUGUUCUAUUCUUUGCUGAAGUGAUCCCAGACGAAGGAGAACUGUGUGAUGUUCUUUGCUGCAAGCCUUUGGAUUCUGAUGACAAUGGACAUUGCUUUGGUUGUAAGAAUCAAGGUUCUGUGGACUUGAGGCAUCCAGCUGGCGGAAGUUUGUAUGUUGGAGGUCAUGUGGAUUGCGAGUUCCCAUUUAUGUGGGAUAGUAUCAGUGAGGAUGACUCUGACUGAGGGAAGAUUUCCUAGAUGGCCAUAAAGAAUGUCUGAUGGGGUUGUUGGUCUUCAAUUAUUCUCACUUUAACGUCCAUGUGAUGCUACUUAUACUUUGAAAGGGCAUGUAUAACACCUUGCACUAGCUAUAAUUAUACUUUCAUAAAGCUUGACUGGGCCCAUGUAUCUUGCAGCGUGACUGGGCCGCACACCGUCCGAUUUGUUUGAGGCAGCAUAUGCAACCAUUCAUAGAUCCUUUCUCUUGUCUCGUGGUGGUAUUCUGUGACCUUUUAGACAUGUCUUGUGUGAAAAUUUGGAACUAUUGA